AUGGUGAUCAAGCUCAUAUAUGAUUUGGGGGCAAGAUCAUUUUGGAUACACAACACAGGACCAAUUGGAUGUUUCCCUGCUAUAUUGACAAGUUUUCCUAAAGCUGAAAGAGAUCGUUACGGUUGUGCAACACAAUAUAAUGAAGUAGUAGAAUAUUUCAACCAGAAAUUGAAGGAAGCAUUAGCUCAACUCCACAUAAAGCUUCCUCUCGCUGCAAUUACAUAUGUAGAUAUCUACUCUUCUAAGUUAGAUCUUUUUCGCAAUCUUGAGAAAUACGGAUUUGAGCUUCCACUAAUUAAUUGUUGUGGCUAUGGAGGGAAAUACAAUUAUACCCCAGGAGUAGGAUGUGGUGGGCAAACAAAAAACAUUGAUGGUGAAGAAAUUUUUGUGGGAUGUGAAAGACCAUCUACUAGAGUGAUAUUGGAUGGGACACAUUUUACAGAGGCUCCUAAUAAGGUCGUCUUUGAUCUCAUAUCUACCGGUGCUUUCUCAGACCCCACCCAUUCCCUUGAAUAUGUCAUGCAGCAGAAAUUAGAUAAACUAACAUUUCGGUGCUUGUUAUUCUAG
Messenger RNA from Lotus japonicus, 567 nucleotides. RefSeq names its product GDSL esterase/lipase ENOD8-like. NCBI's taxonomy places the organism in Eukaryota, Viridiplantae, Streptophyta, Magnoliopsida, Fabales, Fabaceae. The transcript has 2 exons. The record is from RefSeq and is a predicted model, not a curated record. The coding region runs from base 1 to 567 and encodes 188 amino acids. Gene Ontology annotation, molecular function: hydrolase activity, acting on ester bonds.